This is a messenger RNA of Terrapene triunguis (Three-toed box turtle), 771 nucleotides long. It is a transcript of the gene SEPTIN3, whose product is annotated as septin 3. Gene Ontology annotation, cellular component: microtubule cytoskeleton; septin complex; septin ring. The transcript has 6 exons. Bases 25 to 771 code for a protein of 248 amino acids. The record is from RefSeq and is a predicted model, not a curated record. NCBI's taxonomy places the organism in Eukaryota, Metazoa, Chordata, Testudines, Emydidae. Gene Ontology annotation, molecular function: GTPase activity; GTP binding; molecular adaptor activity. Gene Ontology annotation, biological process: cytoskeleton-dependent cytokinesis.
GCAGACAACAAGACUGAGGCAGCUAUGUCUGAGCUGGUGCCGGAGCCCCGGCAAAAACCAGCAGUGCCAAUGAAACCUGUUGGCAUUAACUCCAACCUGCUGGGCUACAUUGGGAUCGACACCAUCAUUGAGCAGAUGCGUAAGAAGACCAUGAAGACGGGCUUUGACUUCAACAUCAUGGUUGUAGGUCAAAGUGGGCUGGGGAAAUCAACACUGGUGAACACCCUCUUCAAAUCCCAAGUUAGCCGCAAGUCUUCAGGCUGGAACCGUGAGGAGAAGAUCCCUAAGACAGUGGAGAUCAAGGCCAUUGGGCAUGUCAUUGAAGAAGGUGGUGUCAAGAUGAAACUGACGGUAAUUGACACCCCAGGGUUUGGUGACCAGAUCAACAAUGAGAAUUGCUGGGAGCCCAUUGAGAAAUACAUCAAUGAGCAAUAUGAAAAAUUCCUGAAAGAGGAAGUGAAUAUUGCAAGGAAAAAACGAAUCCCAGACACGAGAGUCCACUGCUGCCUCUACUUCAUCUCCCCCACGGGUCACUCCUUGCGACCCCUGGACCUAGAGUUCAUGAAACAUCUCAGCAAAGUAGUAAACAUCAUCCCUGUUAUCGCCAAGGCAGACACCAUGACCCUGGAAGAGAAGACUGAGUUCAAACAAAGGGUGCGCAAAGAACUGGAGGUGAAUGGGAUCGAGUUUUACCCCCAGAAAGAGUUUGAUGAGGACCUGGAGGAUAAAACAGAGAAUGACAAAAUCAGGGUAGGACACACCAUAUCAUGA